CACACAGCAGCAGCAGUGAAGAACGUUCCUGCUUCAGUGAGUGCUGACCCUGUAUCACACCCAUCCCAGAGCCUUUCACUGGUCGCUUCAAAAGAAAACCUUUUCAAUGAUGUCAACAGAGUAUGUGCAACCACUUGAUAUCCCAGAAGACAGAUUGGACAAGCGAGACUCGCACUGCAACCGUUUAGAUGACCUUUCAGAACAUUUCAUUAAGAAUUGUGACCUAAAAAAGAAACCAAGAAAGGGUAAAAAUAUCCAGACUUCCCAGAACAGUGAGCUGGAACAGAAGAAGCCAAGGAGAAAGGAUACACCUGCCUUACAUACCCCACCACCUAUACCAGGCAUCCUCUCAGAUUUUUCAGACCAUUUAAUUAAAAGGUGUGACAUCACCGAAAAACCACAGAAGGGUAAAGCGAGUUCAGUCUCUCAGAUCACUGAUCAGGAACAGAAAAAACCCAGGAGAAAAGAUACACCUGCAAUACACAUCCCACCCCUUAUACCAGGUACUUACCUGCUUAAAGAAGAAAAGCAGACAGUGAUUGUGGAAGAUGACGAAAAGGAUGGAGAAAAAACCCUUAUUUAAGAUUAUUGUGAUAUCUCCAAAACUAUUGUAAAUAAUUCCAGAUCAUUCAAAAUGGUAGUACAUAACAAAGCCCAUUUGUUUUUAUAAAUAAUUUUUGAAAGCAUGCACUGCAUUUAAGCUAGUACCAAACGCUUAUCUGUAACUCAUGGAGUUCAUGGCUAGCACUGGAAAAGAUGAAGUAAAUAGACUUGUGGUUAGGGUUGGAAGAAAUAUCUUGUAUUAUCUAGCCCUAUCAUACAGAAUUUUUCCUACACUGAUCCCAUCUGAAGACAAAAAAAAUUUUUUGAACAUCUCUAACAGUGGUCACAAGGGAUGCCAGCUAGCCAUUAUAGCUAGCAUCACAUAACAGGGUGGGAGCUGAGAGUGUGGGACACCCACUAACUAAUGACAGGCUUCUCUUGAGAAGAGAGCUGCUAUAAGUCUAUCCCACAGAGGGACAGGACCAGGCAGAAAGCCAGCUUCUACACCACCACCCCUUUUCCCCAUGGUUGUGAAAAUUUGCCUAAAGAUUUUAAUGUGUAUUUGUGUCCUGAUUCUGUGUUUCAUUACACCAGCUUUACUCUGGUGGAAUAUCAGUGACUGAGGUGAAGUUACAUUAGCAUAAAAGUGAACAAUCAAGUCCACAGGUCCUAAAAUUGAAUCCAAAUGUCUUUUGCAUGUACAGUAUAAGUUCAGUACCCAUAUUUGUAAUUUUCUCCUUUGUUAUAACCUGUGAGUUUGCUCUAAUACCAAACCUCAUUAGAGCCAUCAACUUUGAAACCUUAAAUAUUACAAAGCACACUGCUAUCAGAAAAGAAGCUUCCUAGAAGUGCAAUGUUUGUAAUUUAUACUAGUAUGAAUUAUUGAAUUUUUAGUGUCAAAGUUCUUUUUCCAAAGUUGGUGGAAUAUGAACUAGUUGGGUAGCUGAUCCUUUAAUCUGCAUGUUUUCUUUUGGUAAGUGCUUUUAGUUGAAUCCUAGCCUGUUAGGGGGUGCUGUUAAGAUUAAAACUCCUUAGAGAAUUCAGAGAUAAUCAUACACAAUAACGUUUUCACAAUAUUUUGUGGUAACAGUAAUUUACAAGUUAAUUCAUACAGAAUGUCUCACAGUGCGACCAAUAUAGUUCAAACAAAUUACGAUCAAUAUAGUUCAAACAAAUAGAACUAGGUACCUAAAGAACGUGACAUAAAACAGAUGGUCUGUGUGUAAAAACUGGGUGUUCUCAUAGUUGUUCUUACUAGGUAUCGACCCAUACAAAGCUCCAACCCUAUUAACAUCAGUCUGUCCUUUGAGUCCUUGACAAUCUCAGCAAAUAGGGCAAGGACUGUAUAGCCUAGCAGACUGAAUUCAAUUGUCCUUUUACUGUCCAACAUGCUUACCUCUUUAAGAGGUAGGGUGACCAAACUGCAAAUGUGAAAAAUCGGGACAGGGGGUAGAGGGUAAUAGGAGCCUAUAUAAGAAAAAGACCCAAAAAAUCAGGACUGUCCCUAUAAAAUUGGGACAUCUGGUCACCCUAUUAAGAGGGCUGAGGAACACUGAUUGCAAGAAAUCUUACAAUAUAGCUACUUCUGCUGUACUUGAGACUUCAGCUUCCAAAGCUAUUGAUCCAGCGACAUUCACAAGCAUUCAAUUCGUUAAUAAAUCUUUAGAGGUAAUGUAUACCUUGUAUGGUAAAUCAAUGACAAUACCAUAAAAAUUACAUAGCUAAACUUGUACAGUGGACUAGAAAUUAUUAAUUGGCUAUUUGACAGGUAUUUUUUACUGAAUAUUAAUGUAUAGAGUAGAUCGGGGUCGGCAACCUUUCAGAAGUGGUGUGCCGAGUCUUCAUUUAUUCACUUUAAUUUAAGGUUUCACGUGCUAGUAAUACAUUUUAA
Molecule: messenger RNA, 2434 nt
Organism: Gopherus flavomarginatus (Mexican gopher tortoise)
Lineage: Eukaryota; Metazoa; Chordata; Testudines; Testudinidae
Gene: PPP1R17
Product: protein phosphatase 1 regulatory subunit 17
Exons: 5
Coding region: 107-583 (158 amino acids)
Biological process (GO): regulation of phosphatase activity
Molecular function (GO): protein phosphatase inhibitor activity
Source: RefSeq, a predicted model, not a curated record